This is a messenger RNA of Closterium sp. Naga37s-1, 2643 nucleotides long. The record is from the annotation of a GenBank genome assembly. NCBI's taxonomy places the organism in Eukaryota, Viridiplantae, Streptophyta, Zygnematophyceae, Desmidiales, Closteriaceae.
AUGGACCGGUUGGACCAACUGGCAUGUUGGUGCUAUGGACCGGUUGGACCAACUGGCCUGCUGGUCCUAUGGACCGGUUGGACCAACUGGCCUGCUGGUCCUAUGGACCGGUUGGACCAACUGGCCUGUUGGUCCUAUGGACCGGUUGGACCAACUGGCAUGUUGGUCCUAUGGACCGGUUGGACCAACUGGCCUGCUGGUCCUAUGGACCGAUUGGACCAACUGGCAUGUUGGUCCUAUGGACCGGUUGGACCAACUGGCCUGUUGGUCCUAUGGACCGGUUGGACCAACUCGCCUGUUGGUCCUAUGGACCGGUUGGACCAACUGGCCUGUUGGUCCUAUGGACCGGUUGGACCAACUCGCCUGUUGGUCCUAUGGACCGGUUGGACCAACUGGCCUGCUGGUCCUAUGGACCGAUUGGACCAACUGGCAUGUUGGUCCUAUGGACCGGUUGGACCAACUGGCCUGUUGGUCCUAUGGACCGGUUGGACCAACUGGCCUGUCGGCCGAAUGGACCGGUUGGACCAACUGGCCUGUUGGUCCUAUGGACCGGUUGGACCAACUGGCCUGUUGGUCCUAUGGACCGGUUGGACCAACUGGCAUGUUGGUCCUAUGGACCGGUUGGACCAACUGGCCUGCUGGUCCUAUGGACCGGGUGGACCAACUGGCCUGUUGGUCCUAUGGACCGGUUGGACCAACUGGCCUGUUGGUCCUAUGGACCGGUUGGACCAACUAGCAUGUUGGUCCUAUGGACCGGUUGGACCAACUGACCUUUUGGCCGAAUGGACGAGUUGGACCAACUGGCCUGUCGGCCGAAUGGACCGGUUGGACCAACUAGCCUGUCGGCCGAAUGGACCGGUUGGACCAACUGGCAUGUUGGUCCUAUGGACCGGUUGGACCAACUGGCCUGUUGGCCGAAUGGACCGGUUGGACCAACUGGCCUGUUGGUCCUAUGGACCGAUUGGACCAACUGGCCUGUUGGUCCUAUGGACCGGGUGGACCAACUGGCCUGUUGGUCCUAUGGACCGGUUGGACCAACUGGCCUGUUGGUCCUCUGGACCGGUUGGACCAACUGGCUUGUUGGUCCUGUGGACCGGUUGGACCAACUGGCCUGUUGGUCCUGUGGACCGGUUGGACCAACUGGCCUGUUGGUCCUAUGGACCGGUUGGACCAACUAGCCUGUUGGUCCUGUGGACCGGUUGGACCAACUGGCCUCUUGGUCCUGUGGACCGGUUGGACCAACUGGCCUGUUGGUCCUGUGGACCGGUUGGACCAACUGGCCUGUUGGUCCUGUGGACCGGUUGGACCAACUGGCCUGUUGGUCCUGUGGACCGGUUGGACCAACUGGCCUGUUGGUCCUGUGGACCGGUUGGACCAACUGGCCUGUUGGUCCUAUGGACCGGUUGGACCAACUGGCCUGUUGGUCCUAUGGACCGGUUGGACCAACUGGCAUGUUGGUCCAACGGCAUGUUGGUCCUAUGGACCGGUUGGACCAACUGGCCUGUUGGUCCUAUGGACCGGUUGGACCAACUGGCCUGUUGGUCCUAUAGACCGGCCUGUUGGCAGAAUGGACCGGUUGGACCAACUGGCCUGUUGGCCAAAUGGACCGGUUGGACCAACUGGCCUAUUAGUCCUAUGGACCAGUUGGACCAACUGGCCUGUUGGUCCUAUGGACCGGUUGGACGAACUAGCAUGUUGGUCCUAUGGACCGGUUGGACCAACUGGCCUGUUGGUCCUAUGGACCGAUUGGACCAACUGGCAUGUUGUUCCAAUGGACCUGUUGGACCAACUGGCGUGUUGGUCCUAUGGACCGGUUGGACCAACUUGCCUAUUGGUCCUAUGGACCCGUUGGACCGACUGGCCUGUUGGUCCUAUGGACCGGUUGGACCAACUGGCCUGUUGGUCCUAUGGACCGGUUGGACCAACUGGCCUGUUGGUCCUAUGGACCGGUUGGACCAACUGACGUGUUGGUUCUAUGGACCGGUUGGACCAACUUGCCUGUUGGUCCUAUGGACCGGUUGGACCAACUGGCAUGUCGGUCCUAUGGACCGGUUUGACCAACUGGCCUGUUGGUCCUAUGGACCGGCUGGACCAACAGGCCUGUUGGCCGAAUGGACCGGCUGGACCAACAGGCCUGUUGGCCGAAUGGACCGGUUGGACCAACUGGCCUGUUGGCCGAACGGACCGGUUGGACUAACUGGCCUGUUGGUCCUAUGGACCGGUUGGACCAACUGGCCUGUUGGUCCUAUGGACCGGUUGGACCAACUGGCCUGUUGGUCCUAUGGACCGGUUGGACCAUCUGGCAUGUUGGUCCUAUGGACCGGUUGGACCAACUGGCCUGCUGGUCCUAUGGACCGGUUGGACCAACAGGCCUGCUGGUCCUAUGGACCGGUUGGACCAACUGGCCUGUUGGUCCUAUGGACCGGUUGGAGCAACUGGCCUGUUGGUCCUAUGGACCGGUUGGACCAACUAGCAUGUUGUUCCUAUGGACCGGUUGGACCAACUGACCUUUUGGCCGAAUGGACCGGUUGGACCAAUUGGCCUGCUGGUCCUAUGGACCGGUUGGACCAACUGGCCUGUUGGUCCUAUGGACCGGUUGGACCAACUAGCCUGUUGUUCCUAUGGACCGGUUGGACCAACUGA